Messenger RNA from Uncinocarpus reesii 1704, 1719 nucleotides. RefSeq lists its product as uncharacterized. Gene Ontology annotation, molecular function: DNA-binding transcription factor activity, RNA polymerase II-specific; copper ion binding; RNA polymerase II cis-regulatory region sequence-specific DNA binding. NCBI's taxonomy places the organism in Eukaryota, Fungi, Ascomycota, Eurotiomycetes, Onygenales, Onygenaceae. The transcript has 3 exons. Gene Ontology annotation, biological process: positive regulation of transcription by RNA polymerase II; intracellular iron ion homeostasis; intracellular copper ion homeostasis. Bases 1 to 1719 code for a protein of 572 amino acids. Gene Ontology annotation, cellular component: nucleus. The record is from RefSeq and is a predicted model, not a curated record.
AUGCCUUUAGAUGAAGAGGGUGCCAAAUGGUCAUGGGGACUGUGGUUCAGCGAACCAUGCAUUCGGGGACAUCGGUCGUCAAAAUGCCAACAUUUUGAUAGGCUCAUGAUGAAAGUCCCCAAAGCUGGCCGCCCGCUUGCAAAGUGCCCGCAUCCCAAGGGAACAUGCAGCUGUCAAAAAGUAUACGCCUUCAUGGUUAGAAUUCCGAAAGGCUCGACGUGUUUAUGUCGACCCUUGUAUCAGGUGCCAAUGCCUGGCUCUGAGUCUGGUCAGUCACCCGGGAAAGCCUCGCCGAAAUCUAGCCCGUCGAUUUCGGCAGCACCGUCUUCCACCGGGGCAGCGCCAAAUAGAGUACAGAAGCGUACAAGACGACAGAAUAGUAUCCAGUCUACUUCUGAACUUGUGGCCAAAGGUCUUGCAGCACUGGCCGAAGCAACUGAAACCCCAAAAGCAGAGACUAUGAAGCCACUAACCCCCUAUACCCCUGUGCACGCCUCGAUAGCCCCUUCGUCUUGCCAUGUACCAAUUGCGCCUUCCAGUGUUUACCAACGUAAGCCGGUGCCAGUCACGGAACAUGAUGCGCGGGGACCAUUUCCUACGCCAAUACCCAGGCCCUAUAAUUUCUCUGAAUCGAAUUUUGCGCGAGGUGCCUGCUGUUCCUCACAAGCCCUUCCACAACCUAUUCCCUCGUGCCCUGCCCCCUGCUGUAGCAAAACAAACCUGGAGGGAAAUUCAAUUAAUGCACAACGCCAUGCGGCACAAACGGCGGAUCCCCCGAAUAUAUAUCCAUCAGCACAAGAAACACAUGCAUAUUCUACUUUCGGGCCAAAUUCUCCAGUGCUUCGCCGGCCUCCGUCCGUCCUCCCCAAGAUCGAGUCAGCGGAUGGUAGGAUGUUUCACCUUUCAGAUGCAGCUACAAUGCCCAUGGCCGCCUUUCCCGCUCAGUUUCCAUUAUCUAAUGCCCCUUACUGCAGCUCGUACCCUUCUCAGAACCAUAUAGAACACCUGCACUCCCCUCCUCACCUUGUACCAGGCUCGACUUCUCCGAAUCCCGCGAAUUACUUCGGGCAAGAAUGUCAACCUGGACACAACUGUGGUUGCGGUGAUGGUUGCCAAUGUCUAGGAUGCGCUUCUCAUCCCUUCAAUGACACCACGCGCCACCAUAUUCAGGAAAUGGGUUACAUGAUGGCACUUGAGAAUAACGACGAUGCGGAUAACCAACCAACUUCACCAUAUAGCACGAAUGGGUUUACCGUGCCUUUCGAAGCGUAUCAUCAUCAAGGAAGCGGUCUAAUACAAAACAAUACCCAUGGGAAUUUUAUCGACGAUUUAGGGAACCAGUCUGCGCAGUCCCUCUCAAAUGGAGCAUCGUUGCCGAGCCCAAGGGGUUUUAGGGCUGAAAAUUAUGAACUCCUGAUGCAACCUACUGCCUACUACACCCUAGAAUACCCCGUGGGUAUGCCGGAUUUGGCGCUUUGUAGCAAUAUCAUGGGGACGUGCCAGUGUGGAAUCAACUGCAAAUGUAUCGGAUGCCUGACCCAUGAUGGCCAUAACGGAGUCCCACUGGAACCAUCUCCACCCCCAGACCGGCCGGCCGAGAGCUUGACUCUACUGCCGGACAAGCCAAUGGAUCAAACACAGCCUGAGUUUGGGUCAGCAGAAUCCUCGGUUUUGAAUGAUCGGGAAUUGAUCGAGCUACCGCAGAAUAGAGCCAUUUGA